AUGGGCAAUGAGACGGAGUCCUCCAAACAGCUUUCCGACCCGCCAAUCAAUUCCAACCAGCCUACCUACCAGCCUACCACGUACGGAGUACCGGAGGAAGCAUUCUCUGCCACUACUCAAGUGGCAGCCUCGAUACCGCGAAACGCCUCCGGCAGCGUCGACAAGGCCGCAAAUUCGCAGCACCGCACCCAUCUGGCCUGCGCCAUCGGGCUCUCAAACUCCGCCAGUCUCGAUCGUACUUGCACAUUGCCUCUAUCCAUACCCGCAUCGUCGUUGCGUUCUUCCAGUUUCGCAAUGUCGAGCGAGCAGGUCUACGGCGUCACGCCGCCCAUGAACUUGCAUCUGCCUACCGAAGCCGAGAAGCGAGCGAGCGACUCCCUGAUUGAGGAGCUUCGCCGCCAAAAGACUUUCGAGAGCCCAUCCGACACCCAAAAAAGGCACGAGGUCCUCGAGUCGCUCCAGAACAUUUGCGACGAGUUUGUGAAGCGUGUUGCGAGGGAAAAGGAACCGAACAAUGAAAUGAUCAUCAAAAAUGCUCGCGGGAAAGUCUUCACGUACGGGAGUUUCCGCCUCGGCGUCUUCGGGCCUGGCUCCGACAUCGACACCCUGAUCGUCGCGCCCAAGUACGUCACCCGCGACGACUAUUUCAAACUUUUUCCGACGAUGCUGGUCGCCAUGGCUCCCAAGGACGCCAUUACAGACUUGACAGUUGUCACGGAUGCCUUUGUUCCCAUCAUCAAGUUCGAGUACGCGGGCAUCAGCAUUGACCUGAUAUUUUCUCGCAUUAUCCAGAAGCAACUGUCUCCGGACCUUCAGGACCUCAAGGAUUCCGGGCUCUUGCGUGGUCUGGACGAAGCCGAACUGCGUUCGGUGAAUGGCACGCGCGUCACUGACGAGAUCUUAAAUCUCGUUCCUGAACAAAGCACCUUCCGACUGGCCUUGCGGGGCAUCAAACUUUGGGCCCAACGCCGCGCCGUGUACGCCAACAUCAUGGGUUUUCCUGGCGGCGUGGCUUGGGCUAUGCUUGUCGCUCGUGUUUGUCAGCUGUAUCCCAAGGCUGCCACGUCCGUCAUCGUGAACAAGUUUUUCCUCGUCAUCAGCCAAUGGCGAUGGCCACAGCCUGUGCUUCUGAAGCCCAUCGAGAGCGGUCCCCUUCCCGUCCGCGUCUGGAAUCCCAAGGUCUAUAAAGGUGAUUCCUUCCAUCUUAUGCCCGUCAUCACGCCGGCCUAUCCUUCCAUGUGCGCCACCUUCAACAUCACACGCUCCUCCAUGACGGUCAUCAAUCGGGAGCUCCAGCGGGGUUUGGAGAUAACGGAGGCCAUCAUGAUGGGCAAGAGACCAUGGUGUGAUCUCUUUGUCAAGCACACCUUCUUUACCGCCGACUACAAAUAUUACAUUUCCGUCACCACCGCAAGCAAGGACAAGGAGGCGCACAAAGUUUGGUCCGGCUACGUCGAGUCCAAGAUCAGGAUGUUGGUUCAGAAACUGGAGAUGCACCCGUCAAUAGCGCUAGCUCGUGCCUUCAACAAAGGCUACGACCGACGUCACAGGUGCAACAGUAACGAUGAGAUUGCCGAGGUCCAGGAAGGCAGCCUCGCAUGCGUCGUCAAGCCGGAAGAUGCUGAGCUGAACGACGACUCCACGAAGCCGCAGGAGUCGACAGGAGAGGGUGGUGACGCACAGCCUGCCUUUCCCACUCUUGUUCAUACCACGACGCACUACAUCGGUCUGCAGCUGGAGGACAAGGCCAAGGCUCUCGAUCUAUCAUACCAGGUGGACGAGUUCAAAGCCCUUUGCAUGGCGUGGACCAAAUACAAGGAUGAGUUGGAGCCACUCGUGUCCAUUGGCGUACAGCAUGCCCGAAACUUCAAUCUUCCCGACGACGUGUUUGAUGCGGACGAGACGAAGCCGCAGAGGAAGAAUGUCAAAAGCGCAGCCAACGUGAAGAAACGGGGACCGACGGAGGAAAAUCCCCAGCCGUCCGCAAAAAGGCAGCAGGCGUCUGUUGUUGCUGCCGGGUGA
Molecule: messenger RNA, 2022 nt
Organism: Drechmeria coniospora
Lineage: Eukaryota; Fungi; Ascomycota; Sordariomycetes; Hypocreales; Ophiocordycipitaceae
Product: Poly polymerase
Exons: 7
Coding region: 1-2022 (673 amino acids)
Cellular component (GO): nucleus
Molecular function (GO): RNA binding; poly(A) RNA polymerase activity
Source: RefSeq, a predicted model, not a curated record